GUCAAGAUCGACGUGCGCUGCCAAACCUGACCUAGCGAAACCUGCUCCUUUGCUCUUCUAAACCACCAAGAGGAUCGGCGAAGAACACCCUGCGAUGAUACUUGCGGGCCGCGUGCUUCGACUACCGUUGGCGAGCAGCAUCUAAGCUGCAGGUGGGCACCAAUUAAAGAAGCGGGGAAAGAAGAAGUAGACGUGAAGCAGAAGAACUAAUAAGCUUACUUGGUAAGGUUUUCUUGAAGACGAGAAUCUGAUUCCUAGUCAGAAUGUUGUGCAGGGUCUUGUUCUUAGGUAUCUUGUGAAUUGUAAUGCUCUUUUAAGACAAGGAAAAAAGCAUAAAAAAACUUCGAGAUGGUUGAUUCCUCUGAUUUCACCUUUUGCCAGGUUGGUUUAGAAGUUCAAGACGACAACAUAGAGUCUCCUAAAGCAAUUCCUGAUAUUAAUAAGAUUGUUCUUGAAGACAAUCCUUCAUGUGGUUUGAGAACAGACAGAAAUCCAGUGCCAGGUGAUACUUCUCGAGACAAUGCAACUUUACAAGAGAAAUCUGAUGUGUCUUCAUCUCAUAAUUCAAGUAAAACAGCAAUUGCAAAUGACAAGCUAACUAAACUAAUGAUACCGGAACAAGUUAGAGGGGCAAAAGAUUUGGAACAUGCAUCACAGGAACAGAAACCAGUAGUGAAAAAACCUGUAGCGAGAGCUAAGGUUCCAUUUGAAAAGGGGUACAGCCAAAUGGAUUGGUUAAAGAUUACUCGUAGACAUCCUGAUCUUGCAGGGCUUAAGGGACGAUCAAACUGCAGGCUAAUUACUCUGGAUGAAGUUAAGCAGCAUAAAACUGGUGGUUCUAUUUGGACAGUUCUAAAAGGCCGUGUUUACAAUAUUUCCCCAUACAUGAAGUUUCAUCCUGGUGGUGAGGAUAUGAUUAUGAAGGCAGCUGGCAAAGACUGUACUGCUUUAUUCAACAAAUAUCAUGCAUGGGUUAAUGCGGAAUUCUUACUGGAGAAGUGCCUUGUGGGAAUUCUAGAUCCUAACUGAAAACUCAAGCACAGAUAAAAAGGUCAUGCACUUCGGUGUUGCUUGUGUCUGACAGUUACAAGUAAAUUUAUUUCUUUAAGAAAAUAAGAGCAGACGAUGCUCUCAGCGCUUCUUGAAGUGGACCAUGUUGCUUAUGUACAUUUCCUUUCAUGUACCACUUAAUUGAUGAUUCUGAUGCGUUGUUAAGAUUUAUAUAUUUAGAUUGCCAUUGUGUAAA
Messenger RNA from Zingiber officinale, 1246 nucleotides. RefSeq names its product cytochrome b5 domain-containing protein RLF-like. The record is from RefSeq and is a predicted model, not a curated record. Gene Ontology annotation, molecular function: heme binding. NCBI's taxonomy places the organism in Eukaryota, Viridiplantae, Streptophyta, Magnoliopsida, Zingiberales, Zingiberaceae. The coding region runs from base 349 to 1029 and encodes 226 amino acids. The transcript has 7 exons.